Messenger RNA from Trichoderma asperellum CBS 433.97, 2680 nucleotides. RefSeq lists its product as uncharacterized. The record is from RefSeq and is a predicted model, not a curated record. NCBI's taxonomy places the organism in Eukaryota, Fungi, Ascomycota, Sordariomycetes, Hypocreales, Hypocreaceae.
AGUCUCGUUUUCGCUUUAUAAACUCGUCUUUGAUUCUUUUUUUUGCGUCCUUGUUCUAUUCUACCUUGUUCCGUCUGGACUGCGGUUAGUUCUUUCGUCUUGCACGCUGCUGUUGGCUCUGACCUCACUUCCGUAUCAUCCAUCAUCCCUCAAAGCAUCCGAGCCAAAAGCCCCUCCCCGCCGCUUUUCUUCCCCUCCUUCAUAUUCACGUCUGCGUUCACGUCCACCCCGCUGCCACUGCAGAAAAGAAUUACAUACCUGCCGCCUGUUUGAUUCAUGGGCCUGCCGCCGAGUCAUCGCUUUGGUGCGUGAGAUGGUCCUUCGACUGACCGCAGUCACCUCGUGAUGGAACAGCUUGAAACGUCGCCAUCCCCGCCGCCACUGCAGCCCCGUCGUCGCGAUACUCUGCUUCCUCGACUUAGCAAACCAUCGGCUUCUUACCCAGCACCAACUUCGAUUCCUUCGCCAUCGGCGACAACCGCUUCUCCCACGAGCCUCGCUUCCUCAGAGCCUACUCUCCGAUUUCCUAGACCGCAGGGGAAUAAGCAGCUUGCAAAUUGGAUAUCGAGCAGCAACCCCAACAUCAUGGAUCUGGCCCCGCCCACCGAGGACAACAGCCUGUCCGAGUCAACCUACGAGCUCGUCUCGGGCCCGAGCACCGAUACCGAAGAGUCUCAAGACGACAACUACACCGGGUCCAUGAGCGAAUCCGUCGGCUCGCUCGACAUUCAUCGCCCAGACGACGUGCAAAGCUUGGCGGGCACAGAAGACUCGUACGAGACCGAGUCUGCGGUUGAUGAAGCAGAUGUACCCAGUACAGCGGCGUCUGACCGCGAUGAGACCGAAGACGAAGAGGAUGACGAAGACUCUGUUCACGAAGACAGUGUGCUGGCCGAGUCGCACUUUACAAAUGAGACUGCCAAGCUUGAGCCUUUCCCGCCCUUCGAGCAUGAGGCUUACUCUCAAUCAUCGCUUGAAUACACACAGCAGAGCUUAGGGACUCCUUCUUUCCCUACUCCAGAGGCCAGUCGGGUCAUCGAGAGACCAGGGCCAGCUGAGCCUGAGAAGAAGAAAUCUUGGAAACAGAAGGUGUCUCCGUUUUGGCUAUUCGAAUCCGAAGCUAGAGAGUAUCUAGUAGAGGCAACAUGGGGAGCUUUUCCCGGCUUCGCAUUCGUUCUCGUUGUGCUCGUGGCGCUCCCCAUCUUCAUCCGAUCGCCAUCCGACCCAGGUCUAUCAAACGUCCAAGCGCCACCGCCCAUCACCGCAACCAUUACCACCACUACAUAUCUCACCACUUCAUCCUUACCAACCUCUAGUAGUCAACCGACUCCAUCUUCCACUAACAGCGUGGCUUUAGUGCCCAUUGGCGAGCCACAAUCUGAUGAUUGGAUAUUUGGCGCCAAGAAGCCUGCUGUUUCUUUUACGGCCGAAGCGCACAAUGAUGUUUUGAUACACAUCCCUAAGAGUAUUAAGAAGACGUGGUUGGCUAAGGAUUGUCUAUCUGUAUCUGUCAAGAGGGGAGAUGACAUUGUCGAUACCACCAUGUCCAUGGUAGACGACGGCCUUCGCCUAAAGUUUGCCAAGAGGGAGGUCCACGGCGUUGUCAGCCUUGUUCUCGAAGCCAAGUGCCGUCCCAAGAUUCACAAAGUGGUCAAGGUCCACUUUGGUAAAGGGUUGAUGGAAGAGGCCUUGGAACGCACCAAACAUCUUGCUCAUGAUCUGUCCGGACUUGUGCCUGCUGCUGCUCAGGAGGCAGAGCGGUGUAUUGAGAAUGCAAAGCAGUCGAUCAAUUCAGCAUGCCAAAAUGUCUGCCAGACCGUCACUGAGACUGUAUCAAAGACAUUUGGCGUCACCUUUGCAGAUGCCAAGCAGAAUCUGGACAACCUCGUAUCGACAGCCAAGGCCCAGCUUGAAGAAGCCACCCAAGAGUUUACCACGAUAUUUGACAACUUUGCACAGCAGGCUGUCGAAAACCUGCCAUCGGUUGAAGAUGUACAAAACCAACUGCAACUCCAGCUUCUCGACGCCCAGAUCUCAGCUAAGCUCUGGUGGCUGCAAACCUUUGGCAGCGCAGAGGAACAUGACGAAUAUCUGCGCAAGGCAAAGACUUAUUCGGCCAGGAAGCACGCAGCCGCUGAAGAGAUGAAGCAUGCCAAAAAGGAAGUCUCUGAAAAGCCAAUAGAAGCAGCUUCACGGCUCUGGUCCAAGUUGAUAGGCAAAUCAGCGUGUCGAGAGAAGAAUUCAUGCAAGGACGCGGCAUAAAGGGCAUGGGAUAUAUAUCUUUGUUUUGUGCCAAUAUCUUUCUUCUUCUUCUUUAUCUCCCUUCUCCCUCUCUCUUUUUUUUUCUUUUUUUUCUUGUGAGUUAUGAGAAUCCGCGAGGAUUAGGUUUUGUAUGUAUUUAAUGAAACUUUUGAAAUGAGGCAGGAAAUAUGGAUUGGAGGAAACGGAAUGGGUGGAGUUAUAGGGCUUUCCUUUGUUGUUGUUUAUUUGUUCUUUGUUAGCUUGGCCACUGCUUUGCUCAACAAGGCGGAAGGGAGACUAUGGUUUUUACUAGGUGUGAUGUGUAUGACAGACGCAAAUAUACACGCUGCUUUAUUUGCCUAGGCAUCGAUUGAGUGUCUAGCCUUGAUUUACAGUGAUUGUGGCAGCUUUUAUAUAUUAAUACUUAAAUGGGUAUUUG